Pseudo-nitzschia multistriata is the source of this 1545-nucleotide messenger RNA. Lineage: Eukaryota; Bacillariophyta; Bacillariophyceae; Bacillariales; Bacillariaceae. The record is from the annotation of a GenBank genome assembly.
CGUUAACUUCCCGUCUUUCUGACGUCUUCGUCAGUAGUGAGGAAAUAUGCAGUUGUCCCACGAUGCGACAAGAAGAGAAGAGUUGCCACCGAAGUACAAGUACAGGUGGGUAUUCGUAGAGUUCCGUAGAGGCUCGCUUUUCCUGUUACGUCUCCUUCCUUCUACCGGUAAGGCGCGGCAUCAAUAGGAUGAUGAAGUCCCAUCUGAGAAAGCACCAACAGCUGGAUCAAAAUUCUUCCUUUUCAAUCUACGGCUUGCUUCUUUGAACACAAUUGAAUUGCCAAAUCCAGACAACAUAUUGAACACACAGACUUGGUCACAAAGUUAAGAGACAAGGAUCAAAAACAUACCAUCCUAAGUAGAAAAACUUCACUUGAGAAAAGUAUUCUUCACCAUGACGAACACUGCAAGAAUAACAUCCAGUCGGCGACGUCCACGAAAUUCAGCGACUAAGAAAACGGAUUGCCUUCGACUCCCAUCGCUUGUGCUUCUUCUCUUGUCAAUCUCCCAAUUUGAACUUUCUAGCUCGUUCGGGUUGAACAACCCUUCCACACGGGGUCCGGGGUUCAAAACAGUAUCAUCGUCGACAGCAGCGAGGAAAGGAAGUACGUCGUCAUCGCUGUUACGGAGAGGUUCUCUCGAACGCACACGGUCUUGCAGCAGCAACAUCAUCAAGAGCAGCCCAUCUGCUCUCAACGUGUGGUGGUUUGGGGGCGAUCAAAACGAACCGCAGAACGACGACGAAUCGUGUGAGUUGGUGGCCGUUCGUAUCGAACGACCGACCUCGAACUCAAGAAAGAUUGCGGGCGAGCUCUCUAUUCCCGGUGUGACAGUGGAAGAUGCAUGGUCCAUUCUGACUGACUACAACCGACUUUCUAUUCACGUGCCAAACCUAAAAGAAUCACGCAUUGUACGAGAAUACCCGAGCAUUGCAUUUUCUGGAGGACAGAGUGAACCGGGAGACGGCUCGUACAAAUGUCAGCUCUACCAGGUUGGCGCACAAAAGAUCAUUGGCUUCGACUUCUCGGCAUCGGUUACAAUGGACAUGACGGAGGAAUUUCUAUCUGCGUCGACCUCAAAUGCUCGCAAGAUUUUCUUUAAGUGUGCGGACAGCCAGUUCUUCUCGACGUUCGACGGAGCAUGGACGGUCCAGGAACAACGUAACUCCGUUACAGGAGAAAAAGAGGUACUUUGCUCCUACGACGUUUUGGUCAAGCCAAAAGGUCCAGUCCCGGUUGCAGCUCUAGAGUGGAGAAUUCGAGAAGACGUGCCUACAAAUCUUCGGGCAGUGAAGGCUGCAACCAUGGCCAAGGUCGGUGUCUCCUCGUCGACGGAACUGGCCACCGUCGGUGCAGCCCCUGAAGCGAAUGGCACAAAGUCGAGAGGACAAAACGGGUCAAGCCGGCUGCAGAAUGCUUCUAACGGCGUUCCAACUAUGCGGAUGGGGGCCCGACGCCAACGCCAACUUGCUGCCGUCAUGGUAGACUGGGAACGCGGUGAAACCAUGGCGAAGUAUUUGGAGUAGAAUACACCACAUGCUUCUCA